Molecule: messenger RNA, 2159 nt
Organism: Dendrobium catenatum
Lineage: Eukaryota; Viridiplantae; Streptophyta; Magnoliopsida; Asparagales; Orchidaceae
Product: phosphatidate cytidylyltransferase 1-like
Exons: 12
Coding region: 397-1674 (425 amino acids)
Cellular component (GO): endoplasmic reticulum membrane
Molecular function (GO): phosphatidate cytidylyltransferase activity
Source: RefSeq, a predicted model, not a curated record
CAAUUUUAACGCAAUCUUUCCUCGCUUGUUUUUCUGUCCUACGCCGUUCUCGUCCACGAGUCCUCCCUUUUCCAUCGGGCGAGUGGCCUCCAGCGUGCGUCCAUCGGUGCCGCUUGUCCUCGCUGCCGGAUCUCCGAUCCCUCGUCGUAAAGUCUCUUUGCGGCCAGAUCUCGCUUUCUGUUGCAUCUCGUCGCUUCCGGGUUUUUGUAGCUGUUGCUUCUCCUUCACCUCGCUGCGGUUUCUCCUCGCGGCGGCUUCUUCCGCUGCUUCUCUUUGCCCCCAAAAAGCACUCUCUCCCGCAUAUUCACACAACCGAAAAGCAAUACAUUAGCUUUCUGAAGUUCUCUUCUCCCAUCUGCAAUCCGCCGUUCCUCUUGGACAGAAAAGUUAAAGGCCAUGCAUAAGGAAAACAAUAUUGGUGAUCCUUCGUCAAAUUCAACAACUCGGCUUCGACAUCGGAAACGAUCUAGUGAGCUUCCACCAGAGGUCCCCAAAUCUGAUGGAUCUCAGUUUCUUGUCAACGACCCAAAAAAAUACAAGUCAAUGCUCAUUAGGACAUAUUCAACAAUUUGGAUGAUAGGAGGCUUCAUAUUUAUUAUCUACAUGGGUCAUCUGUACAUUUGGGCUAUGGUUGUUGUCCUCCAAAUCUUUAUGGCAAGGGAGUUGUUUAAUCUGCUCAGAAGAGCUAAUGAAGAUAGACAGCUUCCAGGUUUCAGGCUUUUGAAUUGGCAUUUCUUCUUCACUGCUAUGUUGUUCACCUAUGGACGAUUUCUCAGCCAGCAUCUUGUUAACACUAUAACUACAGAUAAGUUGUUAUACAGGCUCGUGAGCUGGAUUGUCAAAUAUCAGAUGUUUAUCUGCUACUUUCUUUAUAUUGCAGGCUUUGUGUGGUUCAUCCUUACCUUGAAGAAAAAGAUGUACAAGUAUCAAUUUAGCCAAUAUGCAUGGACGCAUAUGAUUCUUCUUAUGGUGUUCGUACAGUCAUCUUUCACUGUUGCAAAUAUAUUUGAUGGGAUAUUCUGGUUUCUCUUACCAGCCUCUCUUAUUGUCAUCAAUGACAUUGCUGCAUAUUUGUUUGGGUUCUUCUUUGGGAGAACACCAUUGAUUAAACUGUCUCCGAAAAAAACAUGGGAAGGUUUCAUUGGUGCAUCAGUUACAACCAUUUUAUCUGCAUUUUUGUUGGCAAAUAUUUUUGGUCGCUUUCUAUGGCUAACAUGCCCAAGAAAGGACUUGUCCACGGGGUGGCUUUCCUGUGAUCCUGGUCCUAUGUUUAAGCCUGAAAUUUACUCCUUGCCUCGAUGGGUGCCUCAAUGGUUUCCAUGGAAGGAAACAUCAAUUAUGCCCGUGCAAUGGCAUGCCUUAGCUCUUGGUUUGUUUGCAUCGAUUAUAGCACCAUUUGGAGGAUUCUUUGCCAGCGGAUUCAAAAGGGCUUUCAAACUUAAGGAUUUUGGUGAUAGUAUUCCUGGACAUGGUGGCAUCACAGAUAGAAUGGAUUGUCAAAUGGUCAUAGCCGUGUUUGCAUACAUAUACUACCAAUCCUUCAUCAUGUCUCAGAACUUUUCCGUUGAGAUGAUUCUGAACCAGAUUUUGAGAAACCUUAGCCUGGAAGAGCAACAACUUCUGUACGGGCAACUCUCCAAAAUCUUAGAAGAAAGACAUUUUUUGCAAUAUUGAAGCUGGUCCUUCCAUCACCUGCACAUAUGCUAUUGUCCAUUAACUAAUUGCUCCCAUGCUGCUCUAUAAUGGCUCAUAUUUUACAAACUUGAGCUUGUACAGUCUUUGAAACUGUCCUUCGUUUGGUUGCAGUUCAGAGAGAUCUGCCCAUUCUUUGAAGCAUAUUAUUAUUUCAGUGCAACUCCUGCGAGCUAAUACAUCUAAAAUGGCCAAAUUCGAUAGUUUUAGUAUCUCUCUCUGUCGAAUAGUUACUUCUUAAGAAGCUCUCAUGUAUAGAAGAAGUAUUUAGGCCGUUGCAGUAUUGAAGUAAUUCCGCUGAGCCUUUUUCCUUUUCUUUAGGUUGGGGAAGAUAAAAUGAGGAAAGGUGCAGUUGUGAAGUAAAUGCCGCCCGGACAGUGUACCUCUAUUGUUGUAACAGAGCCUGGUAAUUUUACUAGAUUGUGUUAAAUUUAAAUUGAUUAUUAAAUACAUUUUAAUUUAAGUGA